Molecule: messenger RNA, 4969 nt
Organism: Schistosoma mattheei
Lineage: Eukaryota; Metazoa; Platyhelminthes; Trematoda; Strigeidida; Schistosomatidae
Source: the annotation of a GenBank genome assembly
AAAUUCAAAAUAUUCGGUUGGAAAGAUUCAGUGGCGGGUAGAUUUAUUCGAGUUUUCCAAGUGCUAGAUUUAUUUCGAGCAGAAUUUACGAAGACACUCCAAAGAACUUCACAAGUACAGAACAAAUUACUUGUCAACUGACUAUCGACUUUCCCAUCGAAUCAUCAAUGAAUGGAAUUCAUUACCUCAGCACGUGGUUGAGGCUCUAUCCGUCGACUCUUUCAAAGAAAGUUGGAUCAACUGAGAGACCAUCAUCGCCAGGACUAACACAAGCCGUCAAGCCUCCUGUCCUUUCCAAACUGAAACUGAGGUGUCCCAGACUAAUCGCUGUGGUAAACUCACCUGUCACUUUUCAGAUAAGGAUAUUCUGCAGAUAGUUGACUGCCACCGCGAAACUACUACUUUUGUACAUGUCUCUAUUAUAACGUUCUUCAAGACCAAUCUCAAAUUUACUAACUACCGAGACUUUCAGUCGUUUUACUUUCAGCCAAAUACGACAAAGAUCUAUGAGGCAGAUUGGUGGAAGAUGGUUUCACCAUAACUUAACUGGUUUGGAAGCUGAAAAACUGUUGACUUUAAAAGGUGUCAGUGGCAGUUUUCUUGCUCGUCCAAGUCACAGUACUCCAGGAAGCUUCACACUUUCAGUUCGUCGUGGCGAUGAAGUUACACAUAUUCGCAUACAAAAUACUGAAGAAUUUUUAGAUCUAUAUGGUGGAGAAAAGUUUGCUACUUUGUCAGAAUUAGUUACAUACUACAUGGAGAAUGAGGGACAACUCAGAGAAAAAAAUGGUGAUCUUAUCGAGCUGAAAUAUCCUCUCAUUUCGGAAGAUCCGACAACUGAGCGUUGGUUUCAUGGAAAAAUCACCGGGAAAGAAGCUGAAAAGAUGCUACUAGAACGGGGCAAACCUGAUUGUUUUCUGGUUCGUGAAUCUGUUCACCGACCAGGGUCUUAUGUCCUGUCAGUUCUAACAGGUGAACAAGUAGCACAUAUUAUGAUUCAUGGGAAGCCGAAUGGAAUGUAUGAUGUUGGAGGAGGACACCAGUUUUCUUCAUUAAAGGAAUUAAUAGACUUCUACACAAAUACUCCCAUGGUCGAAAAAAAUGGAGGCUUAGUGUCACUAAAACAGCCUUUCAACGCUACUCGAUUUAACGUUUCUACCAUUGAUCAGCGUAUGCAUCAGUUGGAACAAGAAAGUGGUCAUGGUUCCGGGUUAGCUGGAUUUUUAGAGGAAUUUGAAGAGUUGCAUCAGGAAGCUCAUGUGAAGAAUAAUCCACGUGUUGAAGGCUAUCAGUCUUACAACCGAGAUAAAAACCGGUAUAAGCAUAUCCUUCCAUUUGAUUGGUCUCAAGUUAAACUUCUUGAUGGUAAUCCUGAAGAACCUGGUUCUGACUACAUCAAUGCCAAUUAUAUUUGUUGGCCUGUCCAUCUAACUGAAUCUCUUUCUAAUGGAAGUUCUUUCUGUUGUGUCAAAUAUCACCCAAUUUCUUCAGUUUCUGAUCAGAAUAAUAAUCAACAAUGUAAUGCUUCUAUCACUACCUCCAAUUCUCCACACACUCCAAAUAGUUCUGCUGCAUUUUUUUUCAAUGGGAAACCACGUUACAUAGCCACCCAAGGGGCAGUUGCUAAUUCACAAGAUGCAUUUUGGCGUAUGAUAUGGCAAGAAAAAAGUGCCGUAAUCGUUAUGAUCACGAAAAUAAUGGAACGUGGUAGGAAUAAAUGUAUUCGUUAUUGGCCAACUGCAGAAGAAGGUAUACGAGAGUUUCCAAAUUAUGGUGGUACGAUUCGUGUCCGACAUUUGUCUGAAAGGAAUUCUGUUAAUUACACGCUACGUGAACUUUAUAUGACUAGAGAUUCUUCUAUAUCAACAAAAAACACAGAACAUCAGUUUCCUCAUUUACCUGAAUCUGUUACUUCCACUUCUACUUGUUCGAGUCCUACUAUCUCUGACACACGAUUUGAUCAGAAGCAUUGCAAAUCAAGUAACACAAAAUUGCAUCAAACCGAUACCACACUAUCAACCGUCAGUAGUCUUGAAAGUACAUCUCGAGAAGUGAAUUCAGGAAAUGGACUUACUGUUUAUCACUAUCAUUUCACUGUUUGGCCCGAUCAUGGAACUCCUAGUGAUCCUUCGUGUGUACUCGAUUUUAUGCAUGACAUAUCUGCUCGACAGGAUAGUAUCCCAGGCGCUGGACCUAUUGUUGUACACUGUAGUGCAGGUAUUGGACGUACUGGAGCAUUUAUUGUAAUCGAUAUGCUCAUAAAUUACAUCAAAACAAUGGGCCUUAAUUGUGACAUAGAUAUUUCCCGUACAAUCCAAGCAGUUCGUGAACAACGUUCUGGGAUGGUGCAAACUGAAACUCAGUAUAGAUUCAUUUAUAAAGCUGUUCAGCAAUAUGUAAAUACAAUGUCCAAGCGUAUACAAAUGGAUAAUGAUCUUCGCCGUACUGGAAGAGACUACACUAAUAUCAAUCGUGCUGCUGAUGAUAUUGGUGUAAUUGGAACAUCAGCUGUCAAUAUAUUUCCAACGGUUUGUUCAUCAUUGGGUCUCAACUCCCAUGAACAACAAAGUGUGACAUCAAACUUUAUUCCUGGAGCAAGUAUCAACACACCUUCAGUUACUGGAUCUUCUGUGCCUGCUUCAAACAAGCAAUGCAAUUGUCCUAUUCACUCUUGUUCUCAGCGACAAUCAACAUCAAACCAUAAUAUAUCUCAAGCUUCCGCUUAUCCCACCAACUGUUCACAAACUGCUGUUUCAUGCACAACAUUGCCCUGCACUGCUCCAGUUGUGUCCGUUUCGCCUCGCAAUGCGGAUUCUGUAACUGGGGGUUUCUUCCAUCGACUGACUGCACCAAGUCGUCCCCGUACGAAGUCAUGACACCUUUUGAAGACAUUUUAUCCGAUUAAUUUAAUGUGAGUUUUUGUCGGAAUUUCAUCAGGAAAUAUAAUAUUUAUUUAUUUUAUAUUGUGAAAUGUAUGAAACCAUAAACUUUUAAAGAACUAUCAUUUCAACUGCCACACCACAUGUUGUUAAUAGUGUAUUUAUGUUCAUUUAGUGUCCCGCGAUCUGAUUCCAUAUGAUCGAGUAAUAUUGAUUCUAAUGAAAUUUAUAUCUUUUUUUAUAUAUAUUGAGUCGACGUAUCCUGUCGAUAACAACAUGGAUAUGAGAAGUCCAUUACAAAGGUAUUUGAGGAACAUAUAUUCCAAGCAUAAUUUAGACAAGCGAUAAGAGACGAGAAGAAAUACACGUGAACUGAAGUGGGAAAAAUAACCAGCUCUGUGAGUACUAGGUGACCUAGUCUUCGUGAACAUGAACUCAACAUAAAUAUACAGAUAUAUACACACUACCAUACACACGCACAAAACAUGUUCAAGGUUAAAUGUGAGUAAUUGACCAGGUCUGACGAAUAAAAAGAUAAGAAUGAUUUAUCUGCCCAAAAGUUGUAAAAAAAUCACGUAAGCGUGUAAUAACAUCGAAUUGCUACAAUCAAUUUCUGGACAUAACUCGUCUCGUCCUAAUCUUUCAAGGGUUGACCUCCAAACAAAAGACUGUCAUUAACGUAGAGUAAAAAGUGUACAUAUUUCUUAACGAUGAGAAGGUGUCAAUGAAGUGAAAUUUUCUGAACGCUUCGAGUUAUAACGAAAGGAUUGUCUUUCUUAUGUAUUCCACCACAGCUCCAUUUCUCCUCAUCAUAGUUACGUCUACUUUAUGAGCCUCAUCUGCUCAACAUAUCGGAAUGGAUGUUUGAAUUGAUUUUAUUGAAAAUAUAUUAAAGCUGUCUAAUAAAUAGAUGACAUAUAUUUGCAGAAACUUUCGAUUCAAGCUAUUAAUUUUGCACAUAAAUUGUAAAUCUUUGGGACUUGAGAAGUAUUAGGAGUAGUUGAUUUUAUAUAUUAACCGUAUUUUGUUUUCUAAAGAAUUUAUCAAACUUCACUUAAACUCUUGUCGUCCCUAGUUAUCAUUUGCAAAUCAAUAAAUAUUACAAGAGUUUCUUCCCAUUUCCUAAUCUAAAGAUAUGUCAAGAUAUUGUAUGUAUUGCUUUAACUAUUCAUGGGAUUAUAUAUAUAUAUAUAUAUUUGUGCAAACAAAUUUUGUUGUAUAAUACCCAACGUUUUGUUUGCACUGUCUACUUUUACUAUUUUAUUCUCUGUUACUGUAGGUAAAGAAGCAUUAGUGAUAUCUGAAAUGUAUGUAAUUGUACUCAUUUAUUACAUGUAUGACUUUAAACAGAUUUUGUUUAUUUAGAAAUCAUCAUAAAAAAUCAUUGGUUUUUUUUCCUUUAUCACCGAAUUAUCAGUAGUAAUCUUAUUUGACUAAUAAACCAUUGAAAUCUAUAUUUUGUUAAAAUGCUGUAUACAAUGAUAGUAUGAAUAUGUAAAUGGUAUUAUCAGUACUGAGUUGUUUAAUUUUUGUUAUUAUUUACCAAUUAUGUUAGUUUGGUUUUUAAUUCUAAUAAUGCUCCAAAUGUUUGUUGAAAUGAAAAAUUAUCUCUUAUUAUAUACUUGCACAAAUACUGUUUUCAUUCAAUGAAAUAAAUUUUAUUAUUAUUUUUUUGACUUAUCUUUUUUUCUUCUUUUGAAUAACAAUUUUUGUGUAAAACUCUAAGUAAAACGUUGAUAAUUUACCUUUAAACGAUACAGUUUACAAUUUACUAAAAUAAUGUAAAUUCUCUCUUUUACUCUUGGUAUAUAAAAAGUGUUUUAAUCGUUCCUAGAUUUAAUUCCUUUUAAAUAAAGUUUUUUAAAAAAAAAUGAAAUUCGACUGUUUUUUUUUUGAAAAUUUAUUUACAUUUUUCACUUUAUCAUUCACGGGAAGGAAUCCAUUCAUAAUGUUUGUAUCAGAUUACACAGUUCUCGUAUUAAUGUUUUUUUGGAUAAUGCGAUAAUUAUGUUUUACUUGUAUUCUUAUUAUUUUUACUGUGUGAAAUUAUUGUUCACUCGAUUUAAAAGAAAAUUAAAUUUACAAUUUAU